AUGACUAUAAAGUUGGUGGUGGGUGAGGGUACUUUAAAUGUCGUUAGCGCGUACGCACCACAAGCAGGCUUGGAUGAGGAUAUUAAAAGGCAAUUUUGGGAGGGGUUGGAUGAGAUUGUUCGUAGUAUACCGCCUUCUGAGAGGUUAUUCAUAGGAGGAGAUUUCAAUGGUCAUAUUGGGUUAUCUGCAGGUGGGUACACUGAGGUGCAUGGCGGAUUUGGUUUCGGAGAGCGGAACGGAGGGGGCAUUGCGCUGUUGGACUUUGCCAAGGCUUUCGAUCUAGUCAUUGCAAACUCGAGUUUUACGAAGCGGGAUGAACAUUUGGAGAUGCGACAGAAGGUUGUGCGAGAACUGCAAGGUUAUCUCAAGUGA
Messenger RNA from Nicotiana tabacum (common tobacco), 372 nucleotides. The record is from RefSeq and is a predicted model, not a curated record. NCBI's taxonomy places the organism in Eukaryota, Viridiplantae, Streptophyta, Magnoliopsida, Solanales, Solanaceae.